CGCUGUCGCGCGCCGUGUGUUUACGUGGAUUCCGACAGGUGCGAUGCGCGCCAGCAGCUCCAGGAAACGCGCGCGCACACAUACACACACCUGAAUUGACCAUGUGACUCAGCAACCUGGGCGUGGAGAAAAAGUCCCAGAUAGCGCGCCGCGCUCUUCUGUUGGGUUUCUUUUUCCUUCUUUUUUGGUCGAGCUGUGUAGGUUGUCUGUGUCUCGUUUCACCGACAGGACCUGAGAAUUUUUUGUUUUUCCCCGGAGGAGUAGUGCCUUUCUGAGGAACUCUCACGAGCCGAGGGCAGCAAAAUGUCAACUUGCUGACGGAGGUUUUUCACUGUCUGGACUGUUCGCGGUGGUGAAACUCCUCGCUUCGUUGUUUUAAAUCCAAGAGCCUGAGCCCUUAAUGAAACUGAGGGUCAGCGGCAGCGUGCGGCUAAUUGGCCAAGUUUGCCCGGGGCUCCGACUGCCUGUGAUUGAAGUGUUCAGUGAGGGCCCACUGUGCAGCUGCCACCGCACCCUCUUGUGUUCCACUCCAACAGUCAAGACAUUCGCUGCAUCCUUCCCUGCCUCCCCUUAAGAUGGCAAGGUGGCUUUCUCUGCUCGUUCUCUUCUUCUUUCCGUCAUGGUCACAAGCUCAGGAGGAGAGCAGCAACACUCUGUUUCCAGCUUUCUCAUCAGAGACGCUCAUAAACAAUGUGGUACAAGACCCAGAGACUGGUCGCAUCUACCUGGGGGCGGUCAACUACAUCUUCCAAUUGGGACCUUCUCUUGUCUUGGAAGCCCAGGCAAAGACUGGUCCCAAAGAGGAUUCUCGGGCAUGUACACCUCCUGCUUCAACUUGCCAGGACAUAAAACCAAUGCCCAACCUCAACAAGCUUCUACUGGUCCAUCCGUCUAAUGGCUCACUCAUAGUGUGUGGUAGCCGCUACAGGGGAAUCUGCUCCCUUCUCAACCUGACCAACGUGGGACAAGAGGUGUAUUCCUGUGACAGUAAUGGGGAGAAGACUUAUGUGGCUAGCAUAGAGGACAGUGUGAAUGUGGUGGGUGUCAUGUCCAACUUCACAAAAGAUGACCAAAUUCUCAGUGUGUUCUUUGUUGGGAAGGGCUAUGGGUCCCUGGACAGUACAAAACUCAUCAGCACGCGCAUCCUUCAGGGCUAUAAAGAUAAUGAAUGGGAAGUGUUUGAGAACAUCAUUGAAGCAUCUGCAGUACAAACCACACCAUUUGUCCCCAAAUAUUUGCACGACUUCCGCCAUGCCUUUAAAGAAGGUGAUUUUAUUUAUUUCCUUUUUUCCCGGUCACUCGAUGGUACAGAUAACAAAAACCUGACCUUUGUGUCUCGUCUUUGUGACAAUGAUCCUCAUUACUAUUCCUACACUGAGCUCCAGUUAAACUGUGGUCCAAAUAACCUCUACAACAAAGUCCAAGCUGCAUACAUGGCUUUUCCAGGAGAAAAGUUGGCACUUAGCAUAACAGAAUCAGGCCUCUAUGGAAAGGUCUUCCCCUGGAACAAAGUUCUGUUCAUGGUGGCCAGUCCAGAUGAUGGCGAUGACACCAGCUCAGCUCUUUGCAUGUACCCACUCAACGCUAUUAAUAAGCAGCUGAUGGAUAUUAUUAGCGCCUGCUACUGUGACUCUGGGAAAAUUUCUGGACUGCCUGCUGUAGACAUACCCUAUUCAUCCAAAAAUAAUGAAUUCUGCACAUCAACAGUAUCAAAGGAUAAGUUGGAAAAAUACAAGUGUGGUGCAGAUUUUCUUCCUUCUCCUCUCGCCAGCAAGCCAACAUUUGCCUUAAAAGCCCAUGCAGCCUUUAUCAGUAAAGUCCCGCUGACGGCUGUGGCUGUUGCCGUGGAGAACGAACACACUAUUGCCUUCUUGGGGAACAGUCAUGGAGAGGUCAUCAAGGUACACCUAAAUAACACCAAAAAUAUGUACAGCAAGAUUCCUGGUGACAACAUGGGAGAGAAGGUCAACAGAAACCUUUUCUUUGACCGCAAUGGGACUCACCUCUACAUAACCACAGAGAGAAAGAUCACCAAGGUGCCAGUGCAGACGUGCCAUCUGAAGAAUGACUGCCAGCCAUGCAUGGAACUGGUGGAUCCUUACUGUGGCUGGUGUGUCCUGGAGGGAAGGUGUACCAGGAGGUCUGAGUGCCGACGGGCAGAGGAGAAGAAUGGCUGGCUGUGGAGCCCAGGGCAACAGUGUGUCAAAAUUAUCUCCUUCUACCCUCCAAACCUUUCUUGCAAAAAGUCUCAGAAGGUGACGAUCAACAUCUCCUCCCUUCCUUCCAUCGGGCUUUCUGACCAUUUGCACUGCGACUUUGGCUCAUUCCAGAGUGAAGGCACCAUGACCGAUUCUGGUCAUGUUUCAUGUGAUCUGCCCCAACCUUCUGCUCUGCCGCCUACAUCAGAUGAACAAGACUUUGUAGCCGUGCCCAUCAGGAUUUUUGUUAAUGAGAGCGUGGAGCUCGCCGUGCGUGACUUCAAGUUCUACAACUGUGCUGCCACAGUGAAGAAAGCUGAAAACACGCCGUGCAUGGCCUGUGUAGCCAGUCCAUGGGGCUGCCAGUGGAACACACGUGACCACACGUGCAGUGACAUGGACGACAACGUGGUGGGUCCAAACAUCAUCAAGCAGCGUCAGGGAUCAAAGUGUCCUCAGUUUGAGAAUCCAGACCCUGUGCUGAUCCCAGUGGGCUGCAAGACCUCUAUCGGCUUUGAGGGCAUCAACUUGGAUCUCUACCAGGGCCGUGCUUUCACUAUUGGUACUGAACUGAUGGGAAAUGUGGAGGAAGAUGUGACACCUGAUACCACAUCGUUUUAUACCUUCAACGGCUUUGUUUUUUCCUACAAUAAGUCACCGGAGACCAAUGUUCUUUUCUACAUGAAGGACAAGGAGUCGGGCAAGAAGAUGGACAGCACACUGAAUGUUACCCUGUACAACUGUUCGGUUGGGAGAGAGGACUGUAGUCUCUGCAAGAAUGCAGAUCCGAAGUACAGAUGUGUGUGGUGUGCCAAACAGAAGGCCUGUGUGUUCGAGGAUUUGUGCAAAUCUGAAGAUUCCCAAAACACAGAGUGUCCAGAACCUGAGAUCACUAAUAUCAUCCCUCUGUUUGGGCCCAUGCUGGGAGGUAUCUCAAUCACCAUCCGUGGCUCCAACCUCGGCAUCCACAAAGAAGACAUUAAACGCAUCACCGUGGUGGGGGAGCCUUGUAUCCAUCAGAAGGAGAAGUACUCCGUUUCCACCAACGUGGUGUGUGAGAUUGGCCCAGUUGACCCUUACAAGCAACACUGGGGUUUGGUGGAGGUGGAAGUUGAAGGGGGAAAGAAAGGAACCUCUGCCAUUUACUUCACCUACAGGGCCCCCAUUCCUGAUACAGUGGAGCCUGCAAGUGGUCCUAAAGCUGGCGGCACUCUGAUCACAAUUUCUGGCAAACAUUUGGACACAGGCACUAAGGAUGAUGUGCGGGUCACCAUCGAAAAUGUGGGCUGCACUGUGGAGCAAUUUGGGGAGAAGAUAAUCUGCAGGACAGGAGAAUACCUGGCAGAAAAGGUACCAUCUGAUGGCCUCAGUGUCACAGUGAAGUAUGGAAAGUGGACCAUAACAUCCAUCGCAAGUGCCUUCCAGUUCUUGGAAAAUCCGAUUGUGGUGGACCACUAUCCCAAAGGGAGCUUUGUCUGUGGAGGAAGAAAUAUUGUGGUGAUUGGCUCCAGGUUUGACUUAAUACAGAGGGCGGUCAUGAAGGUUAAAGUCCACGGGGAUGACAUGACUGAUGAGCUGACAUCUGCUGAGUAUUUCCAGGUGGCGCAUGAGAAGAACGACACAGUCAUUCAGUUCCGGUCUCCGAGAGUAAACCGCCUUCAAGAGGGCCAGCAGUUAAAAGCGUCCAUCCAGCUUGACAAUUGGCAAAAGGAGUUGAAGCCCUUUGAAUACCACCCUGACCCUUGGUUCAAUGAGCUGCCUAAGAAGGUCAUCACUGAGACCAGCAUCAUCAUUGUCACUGGUCGAGGAUUUGCCAAGGCCAUGACGGCCAAAGAGGCACAAGCGUUUGUGGGUGAUGUUCCGUGUCUUGUUAACACACUUCAGGAUGACAAACUGUUCCUGGACCCACCUUCCACACAGCCUCGCGCCCGCUCCAGGCGCCAUCGUAGAGACACCCGCACUGAACUGCUGGACCUGCUGAUCAAGUUUGGGAAUGGGGAGUGGGUGGUGGGUUCGGUGCAGUACGAGAGCAAGUACGAGGUGCCACUCUACAUCAUCAUCCCUGCUGUUGUUGUGCCCAUGCUGCUAAUCAUUGCCAUCUCUGUCUACUGCUACAGGCGGAAGAGUCAGCAGGCAGAGAGGGAGUAUGAGAAGGUGAAACAUCAGCUGGAGAAUCUGGAGGAGAGUGUGCGGGAUCGCUGCAAGAAAGAAUUCACAGAUUUAAUGAUUGAGAUGGAAGAUCACUCCAAUGACCUGAGUGAGGGUCGAAUUCCCUUCCUGGACUACAAGAACUACACGGACCGCGUCUUUUUCCUGCCUUCUAAGGAUGGAGCAAAUGAUGUGAUGAUCACAGGCAAACUCGACAUCCCUGAGGCUCGACGGGCUACUGUGACCCAGGCUCUCAACCAGUUCUCCAACCUUCUGAACUCCAAGACCUUUCUCAUUAAUUUUAUUCGCACAUUGGAGCGGAGUCCAGACUUUAACGCCAGGGCCAAGGUGUACUUCGCCUCCCUGCUGACGGUGGCUCUCCACGGUAAACUGGAAUACUACACAGACAUCAUGAGGACACUGCUGCUGGAGCUGAUGGAGGAAUAUGUCCACAGCAAGAACCCCAAGCUCAUGCUGCGGAGGUCUGAAACUGUGGUGGAAAGGAUGCUGUGUAAUUGGAUGUCCAUCUGUCUUUAUCAGUUUUUGAAGGACUCUGCAGGCGAGCCCUUGUACAAACUGUUCCGAGCCAUCAAGCACCAGAUAGAGAAAGGACCCGUGGACGCCAAAGUGAAGAAAGCCAAAUACACCCUAAACGAUACAGGCCUGUUGGGCGAUGAUGUGGAGUACUCCAUCCUGACGCUGCAAGUGUUGGUCCACGGAGAAGGUCCAGAUGUGACGCCAGUCAAGGUGCUGAACUGUGACACCAUCUCACAGGUGAAAGAGAAGAUCAUCGAGCAGGUGUACCGGAACCUGCCCUACUCCCUCCGGCCCAAGGUUGACAGUGUCACACUGGAGUGGCGCCCAGGAUCAACAGGACAAAUUUUAUCAGACCUGGACUUGACGUCUCAGAAAGAGGGCAGGUGGAGACGGAUGAACACCCUAGCACACUACAACGUGAGAGAUAACGCUACAUUAGUCUUGUCCAGAGUGCUUCACACCCAGCAGAACUUUUACCAGAACCAGGAAAACCAUGAAGAGCGGAAUGCCUUGCUGGAAGAUGACAAGGUGUUUCAUUUAGUGAGGCCGGUUGAAGAGCUGGAUGACAUCAAGUCUAAACGAGGCAGCAUAAAGGACAAGGCGAUGACGAAAGCCAUUACAGAGCUCUAUCUAACACGGCUUCUCUCUGUCAAGGGAACACUGCAGCAGUUUGUGGAUGACUUUUUCCGCAGCGUGCUGUGCUCUGGGGCAGUCGUGCCACCAGCUGUCAAAUAUUUCUUUGACUUCUUGGACGAGCAGGCACUGAAACACAACAACGUGGACGAGGAGACGAUCCAUAUCUGGAAGACGAACAGUCUGCCACUGAGAUUCUGGGUGAACAUCCUUAAGAACCCACACUUUAUCUUUGACGUCCAUGUGACUGAGGUGGUGGAUGCCUCGCUGUCUGUCAUCGCUCAGACUUUCAUGGACGCCUGCACAAAGAGCGAGCACAAACUCAGCCGGGACUCUCCAAGUAACAAACUACUCUAUGCAAAGGAGAUCUCCACUUACAAGAAGAUGGUAGACGAUUAUUACAAGGGCAUCAGGCAGAUGGUGCCAGUCAGCGACCAGGACAUGAACACUCAUCUGGCAGAGGUGUCGCGGUCUCACACAGACAAACUGAACACACAAGUGGCUCUCCAUCAGCUUUACCAGUACGCCAGCAAAUACUACGACGGGAUCAUCGCAUCCCUUGAUGACGACCCAGCUGCACAGAGUAAACAGCUGACCCUGCGGCUCCAGCAGAUAGCAGCAGCCUUGGAAAACAAAGUGACUGAUCUCUAACCCACCAAGUAGUGGGAGGGAAGGGGAUGGUUGCGCACGGCCAGUGACUACAGGGGCUUAGUUCUUCUUUUAGAGAAUGAACUGUGGAAAGGUGUAAAGGGACCCAUAUGGCUGUGUACAUUGUUCCGCUUGGCCCUGGGACAAUGACGCGUCUGCCCUGUGCAGACAGACUAAAGAAAUGCCGAUAUAGUGCAAAAGGAGAGAAAAUGAUGGUUUAAACUGUCAUAGGUACGCCUUAAAGCUCACUUGCCAAACCUGAAAGGUCUGUCUGCUCACUCGUGCUUCGCUAAAUAUUGUUCCAGGAACACGGCGCAGGAGACCUUUCUGAGAAUUAAGCCCCUCUGUGGAGCCACUGGCACAGAGGAUAAUCAGAUGUUCAAUUUCUUUCGGUGUAGAAAAAAGGUUUUAAGAAUUGUAUUAUAUAUUUUUUUUAUUGUGCAGUCUUUAUGCGGAAAGCUUUAUAAGGAAAAAAAACUUUUCCAAUGGAUCACCUUGUGGUGCAGAUAGUGUUUUUAUUAGCCUGUGUGUGUGCGUGUGAAGUGACAAGUGUGCAUUCCUAAACCUGAGUGUGCUUGCAUAGUUUGUGAGUGAAUGUGAGAACAUGUGCACAUAUGGGAUGCCUACUGUGGAGCGUGAGGGUGACGUAGCACCUGCUUUCUGUGGUAUAGCUUGUUUUUUGUUUUUUUGUUUUUUUUUUUGUUUUUUGUUUUUUUUUUUGUAAAUCUCGUGUACCCAGCCAGGCAGUGGAGCCUGCACUCUCACCGAGCUGUUUGAGAGAGACCAAAGGGUCCUGACGAGGACACUGGGUAAUCUAGCAAUCUGCAGGCUCAUAUGAAUGACAGGUUACUUGUUGGUUUCAGUUUUCUGUUUGAUGCAUUUGCUUCAAGCUGGAUUGACAGUUGUGCUAGCAGAAGUCAAUAAUAGCGCGGCGUAUCCCUUUAUUGUACAGUGUGCCAUGAUACAUUCCACUAUUGACGAAAGCACAAAAAGGACAUUUCACAGCUUUUCUAAGAUUUCACUUAAUAUCUGAUGUCAAACCCCCUUUUUUUCCUUUGCUAUGAAAGCCUACUUACUGGGAGCCAUGUCACUCAUUUUAGCCCUGCAAUAAUGUCAGUGUACUAUGAGCCACAAUGACAAGACAUUAGCUCACUAAAUAUGUUCACUUAAAGUAGCAAUUCAGCAAUACAUUAAGAGAAUUCUCCAACUUCUUGGAUCAUGUACUUGUAAUGUUAUAUUUAGUGCCAUUUGUUUAGUAUUACUCUUGUGAUUUUUCCAAAUAAUGAUUAAGCAUUCUGCCUCUAAAGCUAUGAAAUAGCCUGUUGCUGAUGAUGGUAAUCUGCCGCAGAUGCAGUUGGUACUAAAUGGAAUGUUGUGAACAAAUAUCAGUGAAUUUCUUUUUAUGAUGUUGCGUAUAGUCAGACGCUGAUCGUGUAUAUAAUCAUUAUAGUAAUUGGAGUAUUGAUGUCUGUCAGAUUCAACAGUGUGAAAGUUUUUUUUUCUUGGACCAUUCUGUCACUACGUUUCAUCUCUAAAUUGUAGGUCUUACUGUUGACACCUGAUUUAAUUGUUCUCUGUGUAUCUGAUUGUGUAUGUGUGUAGUGACAGAGCCGCAUGAGCUCCACAGACCCCAGAAUGUUAAUGGUUCCUGCCUUGGCUAGAGAGAGGUUUGCAGACCUCGCACCUGCCUGCCUGCUGUCUCAGCAGGGCGCCCUGGCAUCGCGACCAACAGCACUUGGUGCUGCCCACUCCAUGCAGUGCAGAGCGGCACUCUGUAUAAUGGAAUCCACAGGGGAGGCUUUUGAUCUUAAUUGCAUGCUGACUCCAGACUCCAUCCUUGUCACCGCUGUUGUUUACUGCUGAUUUCUCUCAGAGUUGAUGCAAGACGCUUCUUUCAGAGCCUUUCUUUAACCAAAACGUGCCUUAUUGAAUAGGAUGAUACAUAUAUUGUUUCUAAAUUAUUCUAUUGGUAACCUAGGUGAUUAUAAUAAUGAUAGUAGUAUAGACAGAGCAAUGUAUUUGGACUUGUGAUAAGUGUGUUGUCAAAAAUGCUAGCUGACCUGCCGCCACCCCUCGCGUGCCAAUAGGCUGAAGAUGUUUUCAGUAUGGUUUGCUUUAUGGUUGCAUUUUUGACAUGUGCAUUUCCUUUGGGUGUCUGUGGUGUGUGCUUCAUAGGAGUUUGGUGGAUAAGGCAGGAAAAAAAAUCCAAAAUGAGUACAUGUAAAAGUGGCCAAUGUGAUUUGGGUUUCCCAUUAAAAUGUCUGACAUUCUUCAAUUAGUCUAAAGACAAAAGCAUUAUCUUACGUAGGUUGAAUAUAGCGCAAAACUGUUUCAACUGUGUUCACUUUUUGCCCUGUGUUUCUAAGCUAUUCCAGUGUGUACGAUAAAUGACUAUCUAUACUCGACAAAUUACCUUUCUUACUGCUGUGCAGUUAUUUGUUUCAUAUAACAUACAGUUAUUUGUAGAACAUGUUGAAAUAUUGUAUUCUAAAUGUAUAAUCCUAUGCAUUAAGUCCUGAUACAAAAAGUAUAAAAAAUACCUGUUUGUGCAAUUGUCGAGACAGUUUUUUUUCACACUUUGAAACUUGUGAAUGUGCUGUAAUGGUAAAACAGACGGGGAUGCUCCAAUUUCAAUACAGGACCCCCAACAGAAGCCAACGUUACCCAUCCGAGGCAGCUCAGAAGAAUCCAUCUGGCACCCAAUCCGGUUGUACUGGAUGAACUUAAUUUUCCAAACAUUAUAUGUGGACGGAGCAAUUAUUUGCUGGUUUCAUCAAAUUCUCCUCCGUAAAUAACAAUAAACUGAUAUAUAAGCCCU
Messenger RNA from Thalassophryne amazonica, 8982 nucleotides. It is a transcript of the gene plxnb2b, whose product is annotated as plexin b2b. The transcript has 37 exons. Gene Ontology annotation, biological process: regulation of cell migration; regulation of cell shape; semaphorin-plexin signaling pathway involved in axon guidance. Bases 576 to 6167 code for a protein of 1863 amino acids. Lineage: Eukaryota; Metazoa; Chordata; Actinopteri; Batrachoidiformes; Batrachoididae. Gene Ontology annotation, cellular component: semaphorin receptor complex. Gene Ontology annotation, molecular function: semaphorin receptor activity; protein binding. The record is from RefSeq and is a predicted model, not a curated record.